Molecule: messenger RNA, 4367 nt
Organism: Drosophila biarmipes
Lineage: Eukaryota; Metazoa; Arthropoda; Insecta; Diptera; Drosophilidae
Gene: pnt
Product: ETS-like protein pointed
Exons: 4
Coding region: 1331-3241 (636 amino acids)
Biological process (GO): cell differentiation; regulation of transcription by RNA polymerase II
Cellular component (GO): nucleus
Molecular function (GO): sequence-specific DNA binding; DNA-binding transcription factor activity, RNA polymerase II-specific
Source: RefSeq, a predicted model, not a curated record
AUAUUCAAGCCUUUCAUAUAGUUUGAAGUGAAAUACAUUUCCUAUUGAAAAGUUAUACGAUUCCUGUAAAAACUCCGGCACCAAGGGCUCCAAAUCAACAAGUAGAGCUGCGAAAAGCCGCCGAACUCUUUGAACGACGAACGGCGAGGGGCAUUUAAUUUUAGUCGCUGCGGCUGUAUUUUUUAGUCGCUGCCACUAACUAAGAGAGCAGUCAGUCGAUGGAUGGCCGAUUGAGCGAGAGCGUGUGAGAAACACCCUGUGAAAGUAUUCUCGACUCGAUUAUUACUAUUUGCCAUUGGCACAUUCGUAUCUGUAUCUCGGAAUGCGAGGCGGCGAAGUCGUAUCUGCGGCCGAAGCGUACCCGAGCCGCUCGCUCCCACACAGGCGGCCCGAGUGCGAGCGGGACGGCUGGCGGGGCGGAAAGAGACGGCGAGCGACGAGCGCUGGGAACGAGCAGCCAACAACCCGAGUGCAACUUCAGAGCAACUUCAGUUCUUGAACGGAUGUCGAAGGUGGCAGAGCUGACGUCGCUGGCUCUCUCUCGCGUGCACCACUACAGCCUGCUCCAGUGGACCUUACAUGAUCUUAAAUCGCUCAUACGCCGCGUUUUCUUUCUUCAUCGCCCCUCUGUGCGCAGGAUAGGGCUGUGUGCGCCUUCAACGAUAAAAUAAAUGCGAACUUACACUCGCUGAUUGUCGCGCGGAAUGAAAACAAUGUACAUAUUGCUGCGAUAUGCGCAUUAAUUUAUCGCCCCUGCCCGAGCGACGAUCGUGAAGUGCUCACAAUUAUUUGCCAUUAAUUCGCAAAAGUGCUAAGAAUUCGCGACGGUGUGUGAACUGCGAAUGCCGCAAAAUCCAAAAGAUACAUACAUGUAUCUCAACAAGUGCGAACAUUGUACGAGUAUAUAUUUGAAUGAAAAAUCCCGCAAGCUAAUCGGGGAUUUUACGGAAACAUAACGCCCUCAUAGCAAACCAAACCAAAAACUUGUCAAUUGUCCAGUGGGCCAUCCAAUUGAUUAAGAACCGACCCGCAUGCGAGGGCCCAAAAAUCAUAAACCACACAAUACAACUCUCACAACUGACAGUGCAAAAAUUAAAAUAAAUCCCCCCCCAAAACAGAAAAAAACAGGGGAGAGGGAAAACCAAAGUGAAGUGAAAUCAAUUUUAAUACAACUGCAAGUACCACCAGCAUAAAGGGGACACGAAGCGUCGUUUCUAUCAAUUGAGAGCUGAUCCCGCAGAUUUGCCUAGUUAAUAGAGUCAAUGACGUGCACUUUGACCAGCGAGGUGGAGUUUCCGUUCUUGAGCACCGAUCACUUUGAAGCGAAGAAAUGCCGCCCUCUGCGUUUUUAGUGAAUGCCAGCAUAAUCAGUGCCGCCAACGCCUUGGACAGCGAUAAGGAGCAGCAGCUCCAGGAGCAUCUGCAGCAGCAGCAGCAGCAGCAGCAUCAGCAUCAGCAUCACUUUACCAGCAGCAGCAGCAGCAACAACAAUUGCCACACGGCGCCCAACUACAACAUGGUCCUGCAGAGCUAUGAGAACUAUCCCAGCUAUCACCUGGCCCAGCAUCAUCAUCACGCCCACCACCACCACAGCCAUCAUCCGCACCACCAGUUGGCCCAGCAGCCGGGGCUGCAUCAUCAUGCGAUGCAGCAGCACCAGCAGCAGGGGCAGCACCUGCACCAGCAGCAGCAGCAGCAUCUCACCCACCAGCAGCAACACCAGCAGCAGCAGCAGCAGCAGCAUCAGCAGUCCUACGGCUCCGCCCAGCUGCCCCACCAUCGUUUGUCCGGCGGUAGCACGGGCAGCACCACCACCACCUCCUCCGGCUCCAGUUCGAGUGGCUCCUCGUCGAGCGGCUCCUCCACGCAGGGAUUCGCCUCCGGGGCAGGCAGCGGCAGCGGCAGCAGCGGCCCCAGCACCACCGCCAACAAUCUGGUGGGGGCCCUGAGCAGCUCCACGGCGGCGUCACUGGGUCUGGGGUACUUCAAUGACAUGGCGCCCUUUGUGGGCGAUGGCAACGCCUACUACACGGACUCGGAUGUCAACUUCUUCAGCUCAGGCUACAACACCAGCAACGCACACGAGCGCAGCAACAACAGCCCGCCCCCGCAGCAGCAGCAAUCGCAGCAGCCGACUGUCAAUGGCAGCAGCAACGCCAGCAGCAACAACAACAGCAGCAACUCCAUGCUGCCGCCCGCUGUCCAGCAAAACAACAAUAGCAACAACAACGGCGAGAGCAACAACACCAGCAGCAGCAGCAACACGAACAGCAGCAGCAACAACAACAAUGCGGGCAGCAAUAACAACAAUAAUAACAAUAACAACAUCAACUAUAUGGCUACCAUGGCGGCGAUCUACCACCAGCUGAAAGAGGAGCCAGGCACCCAGAGCAGCAGCAUUGGCUACGGCGGCAGCAACAGCCAAAACGAUCCCACGGAUCUCAGUAGUUAUGGCAUGCCCGCCCAUCUGGCCGCCUACAGCAGUGGCAGUGGCAGUGGGCCAACGGGAGGCGGUAGUUCCGGGGGCGAUGAAACCGACUACCACAGCACGAUCUCGGCACAGGAUCACCAGAGUCAGCAAUCGAGUGCGGGCAACGGUAGUGGCGGAGGAGGCGGCGGGGCAAGUGGAGGUGGUUCUGGGACAGGCAAUGGCUACAUGGACAGCAGCUCCGAGUUCUAUGCCACGUACGGGGGAAGGAAUCGAUUCCAUGAUGGCUAUCCGCCGGAGUUUACGCCCUACGAUGCCCAAUCCUUCCAGUCGAUGGGCGCCCAGCCCUCGGCCAUGGAUCAGUGGGGCGCCCAUGCCCACCAGCAUCCGGCGGCCUACAUGAGCACCCUGGGUCUGGACAAGGGCCUCCUGGGCGGCUAUACGACGCAGGGCGGCGUGCCGUGCUUCACAGGAUCGGGGCCCAUUCAGCUGUGGCAGUUCCUGCUCGAGCUGCUGCUGGACAAGACGUGCCAGAGCUUCAUCUCCUGGACAGGAGAUGGCUGGGAGUUCAAGCUCACCGAUCCCGAUGAGGUUGCUCGUCGGUGGGGCAUCCGCAAGAACAAGCCCAAGAUGAACUAUGAGAAGCUGAGUCGAGGACUGCGUUACUACUACGACAAGAACAUCAUCCACAAGACGGCUGGCAAACGAUAUGUCUACCGCUUUGUCUGUGAUCUCCAGAAUCUAGUUGGGCACACCCCCGAGGAGCUGGUGGCCAAGUACGAUCUUAAGAUUGAGAAGAAAGAUGUGGACUAGCAGCUGAGCAGCGGAGAAGCUGCCUGAAUCGGGAGUUCAGUUCCAGGAGACCUGCUCCCAGCCACGGAUUGUACUCAACCAACCGCAAAAUACUUUCGAGCGUUAUUGUUUACCAAGCGUGAUGUUAGCUUUUAAGCAGCAGUCCCCCGAUCUGCGAUCUUGCUACGAGAUUAAAGUGUUGGCCCACCCCAAAGUCCCAAUCCCCCCACCCGAAACAACCCAUGAAAACCGAUUUGCUUGUAAUUAUCGUGUAUAAAUUAGACUUUUGAAUUAAUUUGAAAUUAAUUUAAAAUACUUCAGAGUUAGUCGUAAGCCGAUCUAAAGCAGGAGAACCAGUUGAUGAAGUUGGAGCGAAUUAAAUUUGAGAAUUCUGUGUGCAAUGCGUUGAUGUUUCUUCGUUCUCGCAUAGUCUGUUGUGUCGCGGAUCGAACGUUGAUAGAGGCCAUAUAAAGCAUGUGUCCCCCCAAAAAGUGAUAUUAGAGCGCAACAUUUUGUUAUACUUACAUAAUCAUUUUACCCGCACGGGGCACCAGAAACCAGAAACAUUUCAGAAUCAUGCAUGUAUAUAGCGUUGGAGAUGAGUGUAUGAGUGUACGGCAUACCACAUAAGUAGGUCUCUAGUAUUUAUGUAUAACCUGUAACCUGUAAUCUGUAAUCUGUAAUCUGUGCUACUGGUACAACUAAGUUUUCCACUCCCAAGCCUCCCCAUUAUCCUGUACACCCCGUACUCUACUUCUGUGCGCUUCCGUGCGAUCCCAAAAGUUUUAAACGUAAAACGGCACAAUAGUUGAUCAUCAUCCGAUGCAACCGAUGAACUUUUGUUAGCGUCUACUUUAUGUAUACUUAUAGGCUACCCCAUAGCUGUUAGGCCCUCCCUAGUGCGUUAGUCGACCGUUCAAGAAGUGUUUAUUACCUUGUGUAUAGCUAUUAACUACUUAAGACUAGCUCGUAGACGCUUAGCCACGUAUUACACGCAUAAACAUAACGUUAUAUUGAUACAUAGAUACACAUACAUUUGUAGAGCAAUUCUAAAAUAUUGUAUUUAUACAAGCGUACAUCGUAAUAUUAAAGCUACCAUUAACAUUGCUAAUGAUAAAAACAAUAAAAGAAAACCGAUAUGAAAAUA